Malassezia globosa CBS 7966 is the source of this 792-nucleotide messenger RNA. RefSeq lists its product as uncharacterized. The coding region runs from base 1 to 792 and encodes 263 amino acids. The record is from RefSeq and is a predicted model, not a curated record. Lineage: Eukaryota; Fungi; Basidiomycota; Malasseziomycetes; Malasseziales; Malasseziaceae. The transcript is spliced from 2 exons.
AUGCCGCCGUUGCAGGGUCGGGAAAAAGGCCUCAAUGACGAGCUGACAUGGGCGAUGAUGAUUCAAGAUGCAUGGGGUUUUGUGCAUCAGCUUCUCGGUUUGGAUGAGAAGCAUGUGCUUUUUGACGUUGGUGAUCGUGUCAAGACGGGCGAUGUAAUAGGGCUGGCACCUAGCACACCGCUCUCUGCGAUGCCUCCAAGCAAAAGGCCGCCAUUGGAUGUGCCCGUUCACUAUCAGGAAGAGGGAUAUGAACCAUAUCCGUUUCGCUUUCGCAAGCUUGAAAUACGCGUGGCUAGACCACAUCGUCACUGGACUCGAUAUAUGUCUCCUGAUGCGGACGGAUGGUCGUAUUUUAAUCCACUUCUGAUGUAUGUUCGCGGCCGUGCGCCACCGGUGAUGAUUCCUCCGUUCAUGGAUGUUUCUACCUUGGUGUUUGCGCCUUCCACAAGUGUAGAAGUCCCGCACGCUUUCCCUGCUUAUUCUGGAAAACGGGCGAUACCAAUUCCGUCGAGCAAGGUGGAUGUGUUUGUACGCAUGCAGACGUUCGUCGAGUCGCCAGGCGACGCUGCUGAUGCGAUGGACCCGGUGACGCCCUAUGCGAUGGACUGGGCAGUCCAGCCUGUGGUAAAAGGUGCACCCAAAACCUUGUGCGCUGCCAAGGAUGUGUACUGGCGCCGGUCGUUCGAGCACAGCAAGCUUGAGCUAGAUGACACGAGCUUGGACGAUGCCUCGUUCAUGAUACCCAGACGUGCGCGGUGCAUGGGAUGUGGCUCGUCCGAAGGACGUGCGUGA